CUCCCUUCAGUCUGAAGGCAGGGCACCGGGGAGGACGGGUCGGAGGGGCCUGCGCAAGGCCGGGCAGAGAGGGAGGGGGGCGAGAGAGAGAAAACCCCUCUUGGUAUAUCACGUAUGGCUCUAUAGGAGAAAUCAUCUCUGGGAAUAUAGUGGAAAGGACGGAGCCGGUGUAAACUGAAGGCGCCCGGGUUUAAUUCACACUUGUGGGUGCCCAGCAUGGAGAUGCAGAGAUGGUCCACAAGGUGGAAAACGAGAAGGUGGCCCUGGGACUCGGCUGUAACCGUGCUCAUCACCCUCGCUAUCCUUCUCCGGGCUGCAGAGGUCAGAGGAGCUGAACCCAUUGAUGUGCUAAAAGCAUUAGAAUUUCACAAUUCACCAGAAGGAGUAUCAAGAACAGCAGGAUUUUGCACGAACAGAAGGGAUUCAAAAGGAUCGGAUGUCGCCUACAGAGUUUCAAAAACUGCACAGCUGAGUGCCCCAACAAAGCAGCUGUACCCAGGUGGAGAUUUUCCAGAAGAUUUUUCAAUAUUAAUGACAGUAAAACCUAAAAAGGGUAUCCAGUCCUUCCUUCUGUCUGUCUACAAUGAACAAGGAAUUCAGCAAGUAGGUGUUGAAGUUGGUAGAUCCCCUGUCUUCCUGUUUGAAGACCAAAAUGGAAAACCUGCCCCAGAAGACUAUCCUCUUUUCAGAACAGUCAACAUUGCUGAUGGCAAGUGGCAUCGAGUAGCUAUUAGCGUGGAGAAAAAAAGUGUUACAAUGAUUGUUGACUGUAACAAAAAAACUACAAAACCACUUGAAAGAAGUGACAAAACAGUUGUGGACACCAAUGGCAUCACUGUCUUUGGAACCAGGAUUCUGGAUGAAGAAGUUUUUGAGGGUGAGAUCCAGCAGCUGUUGAUUAUAGCUGACCCCAGAGCUGCAUAUGACUAUUGUGAGCAUUAUAGCCCAGACUGUGAUUCCCCAGUGCCCAAUGCUGCUCAGGCUCAAGAUCCUCAAGUUGAUGAGUACACACCGGAAGAUUUUAUCGAAUAUGACUAUGAGUAUGGGGAUGCAGAUUAUAAAGAAACUGAUUCUGUAACAGAGGGACCCCCACUGUUCGAAGAGACAGUAGCACAAACAGAGAAAAAGAAAGCCAUGGUCAAAAAGAAGAAGAGGACAGUGGCCGCUAGCUCAAAGGACAAACCCCAAAAGGCCACAACAAAAAAAUCUGAAAACUAUGCAUCCAAGAAGAAGAAAAGUUAUCAAGCAGCAACAAAAGACAAACUAGGGGUAAAGGCAAACGUUGUUGAUGGAUUUCAAGAGUAUAGCAUAGCUGAAAAUGACUAUGGGCCCCAGACAGAAGCUCCCUCCAGAACCACGGAAGCAAAUGAGCAAAAUCCCGCUGAAGAAGUAUUUGCUGAAGAAUACAUAACUGGAGAGGAUUAUGAUAAAAAAACUGAGGAAACUGAAUAUGGAAACAAAGGAGUAGACCUCAGUGAAUCUGAUCUGCUGGUAGAUGGAGAUUUAGGCGAAUAUGAUUUUUAUGAAUAUAAAGAAUAUGAAGAGAAACCAACUGAUUCCACUAAUGAGGAGUUUGGUCCAGGUGUUCCUGCAGAGACCGAUAUCACAGAAACGAGCGUGACUGGACACGGGGCUUAUGGAGAAAAAGGCCAAAAGGGAGAACCAGCUGUGAUUGAACCUGGUAUGCUCAUUGAAGGACCACCGGGACCAAGAGGACCUGCUGGUCUUACAGGUCCCCCAGGUCUACAAGGUCCUGUUGGUCCUCCAGGUGACCCUGGUGAAAGGGGUCCACCUGGUCGCCCUGGUCUCCCUGGUGCUGAUGGUUUAGCAGGUCCCCCAGGUACCAUGUUGAUGUUGCCGUUCCGCUUUGGUGGAGAUGGUGAGAAGGGCCCAACAAUCUCAGCUCAGGAAGCUCAAGCACAAGCUAUUCUUCAGCAAGCUAGGAUUGCUAUGAGAGGUCCACCUGGUCCCAUGGGACUCACUGGAAGACCAGGUCCCGUGGGUGGACCUGGAGCAGCAGGUGCUAAGGGUGAAAGUGGUGAACCAGGUCCCCAGGGUCCUCGUGGUGUUCAAGGUACCCCUGGUCCAAGUGGAAAAGCUGGCAAAAGGGGACGUCCUGGAGCUGAUGGUGCAAGGGGAAUGCCAGGAGAACCUGGUGCAAAGGGUGACAGAGGAUUUGAUGGUCUUCCUGGCCUCCCUGGUGACAAAGGUAACAGGGGAGACCGUGGCCCACAGGGACCACCUGGCUUACCUGGUGAAGAUGGAUCAAGAGGAGAAGAUGGGGAAGUUGGACCAAGAGGUCUCCCAGGUGAAGCUGGUCCGCGGGGAUUACUUGGCCCCAGAGGUACACCUGGUCCCCCUGGACAACCUGGCAUUGCAGGUAUUGAUGGACCUUCAGGCCCAAAAGGAAACAUGGGUCCUCAAGGGGAACCAGGACCUCCUGGUCAGCAAGGAAUCCCAGGCCCACAAGGGCUUCCUGGUCCGCAAGGUCCUAUUGGACCUCCUGGUGAAAAAGGACCUCAAGGCAAGCCCGGCCUUCCUGGCCUUGCUGGUUCUGAUGGGCCUCCUGGUCAUCCUGGCAAAGAGGGUCAGUCUGGAGAUAAAGGUGCAUUGGGGCCUCCAGGUCCUCAGGGUCCCAUUGGCUAUCCAGGUCCUCGUGGUGUAAAGGGAGCUGAUGGUGUCCGUGGUCUCAAGGGAUCCAAAGGUGAAAAGGGUGAAGACGGUUUUCCAGGAUUUAAAGGUGACAUGGGCCUUAAAGGUGACCGGGGAGAAGUUGGUCAGCCAGGUCCACGAGGAGAAGACGGUCCAGAAGGUCCAAAAGGUCGAGCAGGUCCAUCUGGGGACCCAGGUGCUGCUGGUCCAGCUGGGGAAAAGGGUAAGCUUGGUGUACCCGGAUUGCCAGGAUACCCAGGAAGACAAGGUCCAAAGGGCUCAACCGGUUUCCCAGGAUUUCCAGGUGCCAAUGGAGAGAAAGGUGCAAGGGGUUUACAUGGCAAACCAGGCCCCAGAGGACAGCGAGGACCAACAGGUCCAAGAGGCUCAAGAGGUCCCAGAGGUCCCACUGGCAAACCAGGUCCAAAGGGUACUGCAGGCAAUGAUGGUCCUCCUGGCCCACCAGGUGAAAGGGGACCACAAGGGCCUCAGGGACCUGUUGGAUUCCCCGGACCAAAGGGACCUCCAGGGCCACCUGGAAAAGACGGCCUGCCUGGGCACCCAGGGCAGCGGGGUGAGACUGGUUUCCAAGGAAAAACUGGUCCUCCUGGUCCUGGUGGUGUUGUUGGCCCUCAGGGUCCUACUGGGGAGACUGGCCCAAUUGGUGAAAGAGGUCAUCCAGGUCCUCCUGGCCCACCAGGCGAACAAGGCCUCCCAGGUGCUGCAGGAAAAGAAGGUGCUAAGGGUGACCCAGGCCCUCAAGGCAUUCCUGGGAAAGAUGGACCAGCAGGUCUUCGUGGUUUCCCUGGAGAGAGAGGCCUUCCAGGCGCUCAGGGUCCAGCUGGUCUGAAAGGAGGGGAAGGCCCACAAGGCCCACCUGGCCCAGUUGGUUCACCAGGGGAGCGUGGAGCAGCAGGCACUGCUGGCCCAAUUGGUCUACCAGGUCGUCCUGGACCUCAGGGUCCUCCAGGCCCCGCAGGGGAGAAGGGUGCUCCCGGUGAAAAAGGUCCUCAAGGUCCAGCUGGACGUGAUGGAGUACAGGGUCCUGUAGGACUUCCUGGUCCUGCUGGUCCUAGUGGUUCUCCCGGAGAAGAUGGUGACAAGGGUGAAAUUGGUGAACCGGGUCAGAAAGGUAGUAAAGGUGACAAGGGAGAAAACGGUCCUCCGGGUCCACCAGGUCUCCAGGGUCCUGUUGGUGCCCCUGGUAUAGCUGGAGGUGAUGGGGAGCCAGGCCCAAGAGGUCAGCAAGGGAUGUUUGGGCAAAAAGGUGAUGAAGGUCCUCGAGGCUUCCCUGGCCCUCCAGGCCCUAUUGGCUUACAGGGUUUGCCUGGCCCACCAGGUGAAAAGGGUGAAAAUGGUGAUGUGGGUCCAAUGGGUCCACCUGGCCCUCCAGGUCCAAGAGGUCCCCAGGGUCCUAAUGGAGCUGAUGGUCCUCAAGGCCCCCCAGGCUCCAUCGGCUCUGUUGGAGGUGUUGGUGAGAAGGGUGAACCUGGAGAAGCUGGUAACCCUGGACCUCCUGGAGAAUCUGGAACAUCUGGUCCAAAAGGUGAAAGGGGAGAAAAAGGUGAGGCUGGUCCACCUGGAGCAGCUGGACCACCAGGUGCUAAAGGACCUCCAGGUGAUGAUGGGCCUAAGGGUAACCCAGGCCCAGUUGGUUUUCCUGGAGAUCCUGGUCCCCCCGGGGAACCUGGUCCAGCUGGUCAAGAUGGUGUUGGUGGAGAGAAGGGUGAAGAUGGUGAUCCUGGUCAACCUGGUCCACCAGGUCCUUCAGGUGAAGCUGGCCCACCUGGUCCUCCUGGAAAAAGAGGACCUCCUGGAGCAACGGGUGCUGAAGGCAGACAAGGUGAAAAAGGUGCAAAGGGUGAACCUGGUGCAGAAGGGGCUCCUGGAAAAACAGGUCCAGUUGGUCCACAGGGACCUGCAGGAAAACCUGGCCCAGAGGGUCUCCGGGGCAUUCCUGGCCCUGUGGGAGAACAAGGUCUACCUGGAGCGCCAGGUCAGGAUGGCCCUCCUGGGCCUCUGGGUCCACCUGGCUUGCCUGGCCUGAAAGGAGACCCAGGUUCCAAAGGAGAGAAGGGACAUCCUGGUUUGAUUGGCCUGAUUGGACCUCCAGGAGAACAGGGUGAAAAGGGUGAUAGGGGUCUUCCUGGCCCACAGGGAUCUCCUGGAGCCAAGGGUGAUGCAGGAAUUUCUGGUCCUGCUGGUCCACUCGGACCCCCUGGUCCUCCUGGUUUACCUGGUCCCCAAGGUCCAAAAGGUUCCAAAGGAUCCAGCGGUCCUGCUGGUCAAAAGGGUGACAGUGGGUUACCUGGUCCACCUGGUCCUCCAGGUCCUCCGGGUGAGGUAAUCCAGCCGCUGCCAAUCCAGUCACCCAAAAAGACAAGAAGAUCUCCCGAUUACAUGUUAUCUGAUGCUGGUGAUAAUAUUCUGGAUUAUUCCGAUGGCAUGGAAGAGAUCUUUGGUUCAUUGAAUUCACUGAAGCAAGACAUUGAGCAUAUGAAGUAUCCAAUGGGCACUCAGAAUAACCCAGCCCGAACUUGCAAAGACUUGCAACUCUGCCACCCAGACUUCCCAGAUGGGGAAUAUUGGAUUGAUCCUAACCAGGGCUGUUCUGGAGACUCCUUCAAAGUAUACUGCAAUUUCACGGCAGGCGGGGAAACUUGCAUCUACCCAGAUAAGAAAUCUGAAGGAGUUAGAAUUUCAUCAUGGCCAAAGGAGAAUCCAGGAUCUUGGUUUAGUGAAUUUAAGCGAGGCAAACUUCUUUCCUAUUUGGAUGUUGAAGGCAAUUCCAUUAAUAUGGUCCAAAUGACAUUCCUUAAACUACUGAGUGCCUCUGCCAGACAAAAUUUCACUUACAACUGUCAUCAGUCCGUAGCUUGGCAUGAUGCAUCAUCUGACAGCUAUGACAAAGCGCUAAGGUUCUUAGGAUCGAAUGAUGAAGAAAUGUCUUAUGACAACAAUCCUUACAUCAAAGCUCUUCACGACGGCUGUGCAUCACGAAAGGGCUAUGCAAAGACGGUGAUCGAAAUCAACACACCCAAAAUAGACCAAGUGCCUAUAGUUGACGUGAUGAUCAAUGACUUUGGUGAUCAGAACCGGAAGUUUGGAUUUGAGGUCGGUCCUGUCUGCUUCCUCGGUUAA
This is a messenger RNA of Aptenodytes forsteri (emperor penguin), 5793 nucleotides long. RefSeq names its product collagen type XI alpha 1 chain (gene COL11A1). Gene Ontology annotation, molecular function: extracellular matrix structural constituent. Lineage: Eukaryota; Metazoa; Chordata; Aves; Sphenisciformes; Spheniscidae. The transcript is spliced from 68 exons. The record is from RefSeq and is a predicted model, not a curated record. Bases 217 to 5793 code for a protein of 1858 amino acids.